AUGAAGAAAGAUGAGGAGAAAAUUGCGAAAAACAAGAAAAGCAAGAAAAAUGAAGAUCAAUCUGAAGAAACCGACACAUCAAAGACUAUUAGUGACGAUGAUUCUGUAUCGAAAAUGGAAAUAAUUUCACAAUCUAGUGUCGACGAAUUUUAUAAAAAAAAUGAAAUUCAAAUCACUGGUGAUUUAAUCUUUAAACCGAUCAUGUCAUUUACACAAUUGGAAAUAGACGAAAGUAUCAAAAUCGUUUUGAAUAAAUUCGAAAAGCCGACGCCUAUUCAAGCAAGUUGUUGGCCGAUUUGUUUAAGUGGAAGGGAUGUUAUUGGUAUCGCUGAAACUGGUUCUGGAAAGACUCUUGCGUUUACCGUACCAGCUUUGAAACGUAUCAAAAACCUAUUUCACGUACCACCGAACAAUAAACCAUCGAUUCUCGUAAUUGCGCCAACUCGUGAAUUGGCAAUGCAAACACAAGAACAAUGUAAAAAAUUUGAUUCAAUUUGCGGUAUUAAAAGUGUCUGUAUUUAUGGUGGUGUUCCCAAAGAAGAACAACGUAAAGCGUUACGUAAAGGUGUUCAUAUUGCGGUUGCGACUCCUGGUCGUUUGAUUGAUUUGAUUAACGAGGGUAUUUGCGAUAUUAGCAACGUCUCUUAUCUUGUAUUGGACGAAGCGGAUCGUAUGCUUGAUGAGGGUUUUGAAAAGGAAAUUCGACAGAUCAUUGUCAAGACCCAUAAGGAUCGACAAACUGUCAUGUUUUCUGCAACGUGGCCUGAAUCUGUACGUAAAUUGGCUAAUGAUUUCUUGAAUAAGCCCAUGAAAGUUACAAUUGGUUCUCCCAAUUUAUCAGCAAAUAGCAAUGUCACGCAGAUUGUUGAAGUAAUUGAUAAUACCACGGAUAAGGAACGUCGUUUGUUAAAUCUUCUCGAACAAUAUCACAUUAAUAAGAAUAGAAUUUUGGUAUUCGUUCUUUACAAAAAAGAAGCUUCACGUGUCGAAAAUAUGUUGGCACGUAAGGGGUUUGAAGUACUGUCGAUUCAUGGGGAUAAAAGUCAAUUCCAACGCACGGAAGCAUUGAAUGCUUUCAAAGAUGGAAUUUACCCUCUUUUGAUAGCUACGGAUGUCGCUGCUAGAGGUAUAGAUAUUCCCGAUGUGGAAUAUGUGAUUAAUUAUACUUUCCCGUUGACUAUAGAAGAUUAUGUUCAUCGGAUUGGUAGAACUGGACGCGCUGGUUGUAAGGGUAUAUCUCAUACUCUUUUUACUCCACAUGAUAAAGCACAUUCUGGAGAACUCAUCAAUGUUCUACGUCAAGCCAAUCAAAAGGUACCAGAAUCCUUAUUAAAAUUUGGUAGUACCGUUAAAAAGAAGGAACAUAAAGCAUAUGGUGCUUUUUAUAAGGAAGUUGAUCAUAGCUUGAAACCUACAAAAAUUAGAUUUGAAGAUUAA
Molecule: messenger RNA, 1437 nt
Organism: Funneliformis caledonium
Lineage: Eukaryota; Fungi; Glomeromycota; Glomeromycetes; Glomerales; Glomeraceae
Source: the annotation of a GenBank genome assembly